CUGGAGGCGGGUGGCGGGAAGUGCACUAGGUUUGAAAUCGGAAAGUUGGCGGGGCUGUGGGAGCUGCGUCUGGAGCUCGGCUGUUGGCUAGAGUGGGCGCUUAUCUGGUGUGGGGAAGGCGGCAGGACUCAGGCCUGCCUGCGAAGCAUUGUCCUACAUAAUGGUAGAGGAUGAACUGGCACUGUUCGAUAAAAACAUAAAUGAAUUUUGGAAUAAAUUCAAAAGUACGGACACCUCCUGUCAGAUGGCGGGACUAAGAGAUACCUACAAGGACUCCAUCAAAGCAUUUGCAGAAAAGCUGUCUGUGAAAUUAAAGGAAGAAGAACGAAUGGUUGAGAUGUUUCUGGAAUAUCAAAAUCAGAUCAGCAGGCAAAAUAAGCUCAUUCAAGAAAAAAAGGAUAACUUGUUAAAAUUGAUUGCUGAAGUAAAAGGCAAAAAGCAGGAAUUGGAAGUACUGACUGCAAAUAUCCAGGAUCUUAAGGAAGAAUAUUCUAGGAAGAAGGAAACUAUUUCUACUGCUAAUAAAGCGAAUGCAGAGAGGUUGAAAAGGCUGCAGAAAUCUGCAGACUUGUAUAAAGAUCGACUUGGACUAGAAAUUCGAAAAAUUUAUGGUGAGAAAUUGCAGUUUAUAUUCACUAAUAUUGACCCUAAGAAUCCUGAGAGCCCAUUUAUGUUUUCCCUGCAUCUAAAUGAAGCAAGGGACUAUGAAGUGUCAGAUAGUGCCCCUCAUCUUGAGGGCCUAGCAGAAUUUCAAGAGAAUGUAAGGAAGACCAACAAUUUUUCAGCUUUUCUUGCCAAUGUUCGGAAAGCUUUUACUGCCACGGUUUAUAAUUAAGGCUCUGCUUGACCCCGUUGUAGGCCUGCUGUGCUCUGUUGCCACCCAAAUCCAGAGGAAAAAGACAUCUAAGUCCUCACCGCUAUUGUCUACCAGAUAACUCUGUGACUUCAGGCAAGCAGCUGAACCCACCUUGGACUCAGUCUCUUUCUGUGACACCAGGGGUUAUACUGGAUCAUCCCUAGGGUCUCCUAGAAUUCGGAAACUCUAGGAACCAAGGAACCUCUUCCUUGUCUGUCUCCACCCAUCCAUGUUUUAUCUGACUGUUUCAAGCUAAUAAUCAUGAAUGCAAAGUGCUGUGACAUGCAGGUAAAACUCCAUCCAUUUCAAAAGAAAACCCUGUAAAGAUAAUAGCACUUUAUUCUUAUUUGAACCACACUGUAUUGUUGGUUACAGAGUGUGAAGGUAGUAUGUUCAGAGUCUUGUUUUAUGCCUUUGUAGCUGUGUUGCCAGCAUUUGAAGGUAACUCCUCCACAUAAGCAGCAGGAAAAUGGCCUUUUUUCCCAUUCAAAGAUCCAAACCACCAUCCUUCUUCUUUUUUCUCAUGUAUAAUCACAAUGUCACCUGUGAAAAUACACAGUUAAGACAAACGGGUCUCUGCAAUGUGAACACAUGCCUCGGCCCGAUUGAUAAGAGUUUUAAGGAGGUUCUGCUUCAAGGAGUUACUUGGUAGUGUCAUUUUCUGCACUUGAUUCAGAUGAAGCCAAAUGUAUCAAACACCUGUGUAUAAAGCAGGCAUAAUCCAGAGGAUACUAAAAAGAGUAAGAUAAUGAACAACUGAGAUAAAAUAAUUGCUUAAAAACAGGAUUGGCCGGAUGUGGUGGCUCACGCCUGUAAUC
Molecule: messenger RNA, 1674 nt
Organism: Piliocolobus tephrosceles (Ugandan red Colobus)
Lineage: Eukaryota; Metazoa; Chordata; Mammalia; Primates; Cercopithecidae
Gene: SPC25
Product: SPC25 component of NDC80 kinetochore complex
Exons: 8
Coding region: 161-835 (224 amino acids)
Biological process (GO): chromosome segregation
Cellular component (GO): Ndc80 complex
Source: RefSeq, a predicted model, not a curated record